CUGACGCGGCAGCGCUGCUGCUCCCGGCCUAGGGGAGUCGCACAAUUAUGAGAAGGAGCCGCCGGGCCCGGACCGCCACCGCCACCGCCGGGUCCCGGAGCAGAGCCGCCCUCGAGCCGCCCCGCUCGCCUCCUCGCCCCUGGAGCGCUGUCCUCUCCCGGCCUCUCCCUGCCCAGCCCCCCGCAGCCGCCGAGCUCAGCCCCGAUAGAUGGAGACAGGCCCCGCCACCGCCGAAGCACGAGCAGCAGCAGCCCGGGCCGAGGAGAGCCAGAGCCGGCGCCGAGACCCAGCCCGACCCUGAGGAGAAUGUCCCAGAAAUCCUGGAUAGAAAACACUUUCACCAAGAGGGAAUGUGUGUAUAUUAUACCAAGUUCAAAGGACCCUCACAGAUGUCUCCCAGGAUGUCAGAUUUGUCAACAACUUGUCAGGUGCUGCUGUGGUCGCUUGGUCAGGCAACAUGCUUGCUUUACUGCAAGUCUUGCCAUGAAAUAUACAGAUGUCAAACUGGGUGAAAAUUUUAAUCGGGAAAUAGAAGAAUGGUCAGUGGAAAAACACACAGAACAGAGUUCAACUGAUGCUUAUGGUGUCAUUAACUUUCAAGGUGGCUCUCAUUCGUACAGAGCAAAGUAUGUACGAUUGUCAUAUGACACUAAGCCUGAAGCCAUUCUACAACUUAUUCUUAAAGAAUGGCAAAUGGAGUUGCCCAGACUUCUUAUCUCUGUACAUGGGGGGAUGCAGAAAUUUGAACUUCAUCCACGCAUCAAACAGUUGCUUGGCAAAGGUCUUAUUAAAGCUGCAGUAACAACAGGUGCAUGGAUUAUAACUGGAGGAGUGAACACAGGUGUUGCAAAACAUGUUGGUGAUGCCCUGAGAGAACAUGCUUCCAGAUCAUCUCGAAAGAUUUGCACUAUUGGGAUAGCCCCAUGGGGGGUGAUUGAAAACAGAAAUGACCUUGUUGGAAGAGAUGUUGUUGCUCCAUAUCAAACUCUGUUAAAUCCUCUAAGUAAACUAAAUGUCCUAAAUAAUCUCCAUUCCCAUUUCAUACUGGUGGAUGAUGGAACAGUUGGAAAGUAUGGAGCAGAAGUUAAUUUGCGAAGAGAACUGGAAAAAACUAUCAAUUUGCAGCGGAUCCAUGCAAGAAUUGGACAGGGUGUCCCUGUGGUAGCACUGAUAUUUGAAGGUGGUCCCAAUGUUAUCCUCACAGUUUUGGAAUACCUUCAAGAAAGUCCUCCAGUGCCAGUAGUAGUAUGUGAGGGAACUGGGAGAGCUGCAGACAUACUGGCAUAUGUUCAUAAGCAAACAGAAGAGGGAGGAAAUAUUCCUGAUGGAGCAGAACCUGAAAUCAUUUCAACCAUCAAAAAGACAUUUAAUUUUGGUCAGAGUGAGGCAGUUCAUCUGUUUCAGACGUUGUUGGAAUGCAUGAAAAAAAAAGAACUUAUUACCGUAUUCCAUAUUGGGUCAGAUGAACAUCAAGAUAUUGAUGUUGCAAUACUUACAGCGCUGCUAAAAGGUACAAAUGCUUCUGCAUUUGACCAGCUUGUCCUUACACUGGCAUGGGACAGAGUUGAUAUUGCCAAAAAUCAUGUUUUUGUUUAUGGACAACAAUGGUUGGUUGGAUCCCUGGAACAGGCUAUGUUGGAUGCCCUUGUGAUGGAUCGAGUUGCAUUUGUGAAACUUCUUAUUGAAAACGGAGUAAGCAUGCACAAGUUCCUUACAAUUCCCAGGCUGGAAGAGCUUUACAACACAAAACAAGGCCCAACUAACCCAACACUCUUUCACCUUGUUCGGGAUGUCAAACAGGGAAACCUUCCUCCAGGAUAUAAAAUCAACCUGAUUGAUGUAGGGCUUGUUAUUGAAUAUUUGAUGGGAGGAACCUACAGAUGCACCUAUACGCGAAAACGCUUUAGAGUCAUAUACAACAGUCUCAGUGGGAACAGUCGGCGGUCUGGGCGUAAUCCUUCAAAUAAUACUCCUCAACUGCGUAAAAGCCAUGAGCCUUUUGGUAACAGGGCAGAUAAAAAAGAGAAAAUGCGACAUAAUCAUUUCAUCAAAACUGCACAGCCUUACAAACCAAAGAUUGAUUCAAGUGCUGAAGAAGGAAAAAAGAAAAGAACCAAAGAUGAAGUCGUAGAUAUUGAUGAUCCUGAAACUAGACGCUUUCAUUAUCCUCUUAAUGAACUCUUACUUUGGGCAGUGUUAAUGAAAAGACAGAAAAUGGCCCUUUUCUUCUGGCAGCAUGGUGAAGAGUCCAUGGCUAAAGCCUUAGUUGCCUGCAAGGUGUAUCGUUCAAUGGCAUAUGAGGCAAAACAAAGUGACCUUGUUGAUGAUACCUCUGAAGAACUGAAACAGUACUCCAAUGAGUUUGGACAACUUGCAGUUGAACUACUAGAACAGUCCUUCCGACAAGAUGAAACCAUGGCUAUGAAGUUAUUAACCUAUGAGCUGAAAAACUGGAGUAAUUCAACCUGUCUUAAGCUAGCAGUGUCUUCAAGACUCCGCCCAUUUGUAGCUCAUACUUGUACACAGAUGUUGUUAUCUGAUAUGUGGAUGGGAAGACUUAACAUGAGGAAAAAUUCAUGGUACAAGGUGAUACUGAGCAUCUUACUACCCCCUGCCAUACUAAUGCUGGAAUAUAAAACCAAGGCAGAAAUGUCCCAUAUUCCACAGUCUCAAGAUGCACAUCAGAUGACAAUGGACGAUGGUGAAAACAACUUCCAGAAUAUAGCAGAAGAGAUACCCAUGGAAGUAUUUAAAGAAGUAAGGAUCUUGGACAGUACUGAAGGAAAACAUGACAUGGAGAUGCCAACAAAACCAAAACGACUUCCAAUUACACGAAAGUUUUAUGCAUUCUAUCAUGCGCCAAUUGUGAAGUUCUGGUUCAAUACGUUGGCAUACAUAGGAUUUCUGAUGCUUUACACAUUUGUAGUCCUUGUAAAAAUGGAAGAAAUACCAUCAGUUCAAGAAUGGAUUGUUAUAGCUUAUAUUUUUACAUCAGCUGUUGAGAAGAUUCGUGAGAUCUUUAUGUCAGAGGCUGGGAAAAUUAAUCAGAAGAUUAAAGUGUGGUUCAGUGAUUACUUCAACAUUAGUGAUACAAUUGCCAUUAUUACUUUCUUCAUUGGGUUUGCACUAAGAUUUGGAGCAAAAGGGAACUUUGGUGACAAUACCUACAGAGAAAAUUAUGUUUUUGUUGCUGGAAGAAUAACAUACUGCCUAAAUAUUAUAUUUUGGUAUGUGCGUUUACUGGAUUUUCUAGCUGUAAAUCAACAGGCUGGCCCUUAUGUGAUGAUGAUUGGCAAAAUGGUGGCCAACAUGUUCUACAUUGUAGUGAUUAUGGCACUUGUACUGCUUAGUUUUGGUGUUCCCCGGAAGGCAAUACUCUAUCCUAAUGAAGCACCAUCUUGGACUCUUGCUAGAGAUAUUGUGUUUCAUCCAUACUGGAUGAUUUUUGGUGAAGUUUAUGCAUAUGAAAUUGAUGUAUGUGCAAAUGAUACACAAGUUAACCAUCUCUGUGGACCUGGAACAUGGCUGACCCCAUUUCUUCAAGCUGUCUACCUCUUUGUACAGUACAUUAUUAUGGUUAAUCUCCUUAUUGCAUUUUUCAACAAUGUAUAUUUACAAGUAAAGGCAAUUUCAAACAUCGUAUGGAAGUAUCAGCGCUAUCAUUUCAUUAUGGCCUACCAUGAAAAACCUGUCCUGCCUCCACCUCUUAUUAUUCUUAGUCACAUGGCUUCCUUAUGUUGUUGUAUAUGUAAAAGAAGAAAGAAAGACAAGACUUCAGAUGGACCAAAACUCUUCUUAACAGAAGAAGAUCAAAAGAAACUUCAUGACUUUGAAGAGUUGUGUGUUGAGAUGUAUUUCAAUGAAAAAGAUGAUAAAUUCCACUCUGGAAGUGAAGAGAGAAUUCGAGUCACAUUUGAACGGGUUGAACAAAUGUGCAUUCAGAUAAAAGAAGUUGGUGAUAGAGUCAACUACAUCAAACGGUCAUUGAACUCUUUAGAUUCUCAGAUUGGCCACCUACAGGAUCUCUCUGCUCUCACUGUCGAUACUCUAAAAACACUAACUGCACAAAAGGCUUCGGAAGCCAGCAAAGUCCAUAAUGAAAUUACCCGGGAGUUAAGCAUUUCAAAACAUUUGGCACAAAACCUUAUUGAUGAUAGUUCUCUCAGAUCUUCAGUAUGGAAAAAACACAACAUCGGAAAUGUGUUUGGUUCUUCAUUUCCACAAGGAGACAUCGAAAAUAGUAAUGCUUUAUUAUGUAACAUUUCUAUGCACAGUGUAAGAGAUAUUCAACAUAAGACAAUUGGUCAGGAUUUAGCUCCAGUUUCCAGGGGGGAAGAACUAAACUUUCAAGAGGCAGUUUCCUCAGGCAGUGCCUUAUUUCCAAGUGCUGUUUCUCCUCCAGAACUUCGACAAAGAUUACAGGGUGAAGAGAUCUCAAAAUCCAUUAAUAAAAAUAAAAAAUUAGGCAAUUCAUCGAACAGCAUGCCACAUCUAACAUCCCCAACAGCUAAAUUAUUUGUUAGCACUCCAUCUCAGCCAAGUUGCAAAAGUCAGUUGGAAUCUACAGCAAACAAUGAAGCAGCAAUUUUGUCUAAGACUACAGAAGGAGAUAGUAACAUAGAAUUUGGUGCAUUUGUGGGUCACAGAGACAGCAUGGAGUUGCAACAAUUUAAGGAGUCAGCGAUUAAAAUUAAAGAAAAAAAUGUUAAUAUUGAGGAGCAACAGGAGGACUUUAAGAAAGCUAUUCUGGAGGAGAUGGAGAUGACCAAACAUCAGGCUGGUCUUCAAGUUGAUUGCAACCUAAGAGAGGUUAAUUCUAAUGGAUUUACAGAGUAUUACAAAAACUCUUUGGCAGUUCAUUCAGAACAAUUUCACAACAAAAGUAGAAGAGCAUCAGCUGAAGAUACUCAGCAAGUAGACUCUAAGGCUGCAUUGCUCACGGAUUGGUUACAAGGUAGACCUUCAAGUAGCAAUCAAAUGCCUUCGGAAGAAGAUGCCUUGAAUGGUAUUGCUUCUCCUUUCAAGCCGAUCAUGGAUACCACUUACUACUACUCAGCUGUGGAAAGAAAUAACUUGAUGAGAUUAUCACAAAGCAUUCCAUUCACUCCUGUGCCUCCAAGAGGUGAGCCAGUCACUGUGUAUCGCCUUGAAGAAAGUUCUCCCAGCAUCUUGAACAACAGCAUGUCUUCCUGGUCACAGCUAGGACUCUGUGCUAAAAUUGAAUUUUUAAGUAAAGAGGAGAUGGGAGGUGGAUUACGUCGAGCCGUUAAAGUAGCAUGCACGUGGUCAGAAUAUGAUAUUCUGAAAUCAGGACAUCUUUAUAUCAUCAAAUCUUUUCUUCCUGAAGUUGUGAAUACUUGGUCAAGCAUUUACAAAGAGGACACAGUGUUACACCUCUGUUUGAGAGAAAUUCAACAGCAGAGGGCAGCACAGAAACUCACGUUUGCUUUCAAUCAAAUGAAGCCUAAAUCCAUUCCAUAUUCUCCAAGGUUCCUGGAAGUUUUCCUAUUAUAUUGCCACUCAGCUGGACAGUGGUUUGCAGUUGAGGAGUGCAUGACUGGAGAAUUUAGAAAAUACAAUAAUAACAACGGUGAUGAAAUAAUUCCAACUAACAUGCUAGAAGAGGUCAUGCUAGCAUUCAGCCACUGGACUUAUGAAUAUACAAGAGGGGAGUUGCUGGUACUUGACUUGCAAGGUGUGGGUGAAAAUUUGACAGAUCCCUCUGUGAUAAAAGCUGGAGAAAAAAGGUCAUAUGAUAUGGUGUUUGGUCCAGCCAAUUUAGGAGAAGAUGCAAUCAAAAAUUUCAGAGCUAAGCACCACUGCAAUUCUUGCUGCAGGAAACUUAAACUUCCUGAUCUGAAGAGAAAUGACUAUACGCCUGACAAAAUUAUAUUUCCUCAGGAUGAUUCUCCCGAAUUGACAAUUCAGCCUGGAAGCUGCACCAAAGAAUCAGAAUCAACUAGUUCUAUUCACCUGAUGCUGUAAUGACAUGAGCAAACACUGGCUUUACACAGUGUCACUAAGUUGUAAAUUAUCUGUCUUCCAUAAAAUCAGAUAAAAGAGAGAUCAAAACAAAGAACCAAGCAUUAUAAGUGGAAUUUUGAUGUCUGGUCCAUAAUCUAAGGACCUAACAAUUUGGGGUAACCAUUUACAGAGAUGAGCUGGCAGCUGAUUAUUUUAAGGGUUGAAUGACAAGUAUUUAUGAAAUGUUUUUAAAGGGUCUUUUUAGGAAAAGGUUAUUUUUAGUUUUGCUUUUGUUCAGUGGAGGUUCGUCUAAUCCUCUAACCCUGUGGUGCAAUAGGCUCUUGACUAAAAGGACUUUUUUUUGGAUCUUCUAAGGCAAAGUGUCUGUUUGGCAGCUGGUUUACUGUCAGCCAGCUAGAGAAAUGGGAGACUGCAUCCUCCUUCAUUGUCAGAUUUCCCUGGGCAUUAUCAGAAGUGACCCAUCUCAUUAGAUGCCAUGUAUUUUCAUCUGGCCUUUGGAAGGGAACGGAUCCAAAGGAUCUGUGUAUAUCAUGCCAGUAUGCUGAGAUUGAAGUCAGAAAUGGAUCUAUUCCAAUAAAGAGUUUGUCUCCUGAAUCAGGAUUCAGCUUCAUAGGUGUGAAGCCAGUUUGUAUGGAAUAGAGCCUUAAUUGUGUAAUGAAAUUUCUUGUUUUGUACAUUUCAGUUUUAUCAAGUCACUGUCAAAUAGUAACAAAUAAAGCCAGGAUAGACUGGUAUAAUUACUUCAUAUAGUAGAAAAGAGUACAUACUGGUCCAAACAAGAAGUUGCCUUGUAUAAAAAAAGAAA
Dermochelys coriacea (leatherback sea turtle) is the source of this 6790-nucleotide messenger RNA. RefSeq names its product transient receptor potential cation channel subfamily M member 7 (gene TRPM7). The coding region runs from base 307 to 5985 and encodes 1892 amino acids. The record is from RefSeq and is a predicted model, not a curated record. Gene Ontology annotation, molecular function: protein serine/threonine kinase activity; ATP binding; calcium channel activity. Gene Ontology annotation, biological process: protein tetramerization; calcium ion transport; monoatomic cation homeostasis. Gene Ontology annotation, cellular component: membrane. The transcript has 40 exons. NCBI's taxonomy places the organism in Eukaryota, Metazoa, Chordata, Testudines, Dermochelyidae.